Polistes dominula (European paper wasp) is the source of this 1155-nucleotide messenger RNA. RefSeq lists its product as uncharacterized. Gene Ontology annotation, molecular function: microtubule binding. The record is from RefSeq and is a predicted model, not a curated record. Lineage: Eukaryota; Metazoa; Arthropoda; Insecta; Hymenoptera; Vespidae. Gene Ontology annotation, cellular component: cytoplasm; nucleus; spindle pole centrosome. Gene Ontology annotation, biological process: kinetochore assembly; mitotic spindle organization; signaling.
UUUUAUAAUUUUAUAGUMUUUCUUUUCUGUACUUACUAAUUAAUUAAUUAUAUUUUUUAUUUAGAUCUCAAGGAUWGCAGAUACCGUAAGCUAUUAAAAUGGAGAGCAGAACGUGAUAGACUUAAAAAAAUGGAACAGACAAAGAAAAAACCUGCUUUCAAAGUAGGCGUAGUCCAUCAUAAUUACUACUCUCCUCCGAUAAAAGUUUCUAAUGUACUAUCUCCUAUUAAAUUAUCUAUAAAUAGUCAAAAACAAGUUACACAAYCUACAUUACCAUCGAAAAGAAUAACCAGAGCUACUGAAAAACGUUUUCUUAGGAAACAAGAGAAAUUGACUACCGAAGUACCACBAAAACAAAAUGUUACAGAAAAAAAACAAGAGAAAUCUGAAGGAAAAAAUAAAAGAAAAARUAACGUUAAAACUGAACAAAAAUCUUUUGCACCUGGUAAUUAUACAUUUACUGCUCCAAGCGGUAUAACAAGUAUGCCUUUAUUUGGUCGUGUGAAUAUAAUACUUACACCUGUAAAAGAUUCAAAAUCAAUUAAAAAUAAGACUAAAGAAGAGAUAUCUUUGUUGAAUAAAAAGUCAGAAUCAUUAGAUCAAGAAUGUAAUAAAAAAACUGAUAUAAAUGAUAAAAUGCCUAGUACUAGCAUAAUAAACAAUUCAAUAGAAACAUUAAAAAAUAAUCGUGAAAUGACAUUUGAUUUUCUUGACAAAGAAAGAGAAUUUCUUAGAAAUAGUACUUUUUCCGAUGAUAGUAAUCAUUCAAAAAUUAUACUGUCGCCUGGCAAUAUUUCACCCAUCAUGACAGAAAAAGAAACACACGAAAAUUCAAAYARUAAAAUUAAAACUUCUUUUUCAAMAAAUAUUUCUAAGGAAAAAGUUAUAAACGAAUCCCCUAAAAAUAUAAAUAGCAAUUCAAGUAAAGAAACACCUCCUUCAACAAAGGAUAAUGCUAAUUUAUGUAAGGAUCCAGCAUACUUUUCACCAUACAUAGUAUCAAGWCGAGGUAAAAGUAAUGCUAGAAAGGAACAACAAUUACGUCGUGGUAUUGGUUCUCCAGAUGAUAGUAUUCCUACUAAAGAAACAGUUAUGCAAACUCUUAACUUAUCGAUUGAAGAUGAAGAACGUACUGCGCAAUAUUUUGCUUUCCUA